Molecule: messenger RNA, 807 nt
Organism: Phytophthora sojae
Lineage: Eukaryota; Oomycota; Peronosporomycetes; Peronosporales; Peronosporaceae
Exons: 3
Molecular function (GO): zinc ion binding
Source: RefSeq, a predicted model, not a curated record
AUGUUUGUGCGAACGGAGACGGCGUUUGCUUACGCGCGGCUCUUCACAGUUUGCAGAGAGCGCGGUAAAUCUCAAUGCCGGACUAUCGAGCAGUUUGAGGCGUUAUCAGAUCUCGUAACGGAGAACUGGGCGUCUACGGGUGAACCCGAGUACGCGCAAUGGCUCGACGAUGAGUAUUUGACAGACCCAUGGGAUCUAUGGUUUUACGCCGCGAGCGGUACCCCUGGUGUGGUGCCAAACCAACAUCCGAUUGAAUCCCAUCACCGUGCGAUUAAGGCGACGGCAGUUGACCACCUUCGCGCUGCGACGAGCCAUGUACUUGCGGGAACACUACCCAAGAUUUUGGUUGAGUGUGCAAUGGAUAUUGGCUCGGAUCGGAUUCGGCACUACGCGUCAGGACCCGUUAGCGCUGAAGUUCUCGGGGCGGCUGUCGUUCGUGACGACAACUUGCAUGGGCUGAAGGUUAACGCACAUCGCGUCAAGACGUACAAGGCAUCGCUGGAUGGUACGCUCAACAAGGACGAGAAGGUCGAGAACAUUCAGCUUCGGUACUUGUUGCUCCACACGGUUGAAGUCCUGGACCGCGUUCCCUUCGAUCACGCCUGGGAUAACCCUUCCUGGAGUCUUGAGGAAAUCGAAGUGAUUCGAUCAAAGUUCAAGUGCGACUGCAAAGCGUUCUUCCAAUCGGGGUGGCUGUGCGCUCAUGUGUUGGCCUGCUUACAUCUGGUCGACUCGUUUGAUCUCCAAGUCAUACUACCCAGUCUACCGGCUCGGAAGCCACCUGCAAGACCUCGAAAGGAGACCAAG